Messenger RNA from Neohortaea acidophila, 810 nucleotides. RefSeq lists its product as uncharacterized. The record is from RefSeq and is a predicted model, not a curated record. Gene Ontology annotation, molecular function: DNA-binding transcription factor activity; protein dimerization activity. The transcript is spliced from 2 exons. The coding region runs from base 1 to 810 and encodes 269 amino acids. Lineage: Eukaryota; Fungi; Ascomycota; Dothideomycetes; Mycosphaerellales; Teratosphaeriaceae. Gene Ontology annotation, cellular component: nucleus.
AUGAACAAGAGAAAGCGCGAAAGCCAAGACACUGCCAGCGCCCGAGCAGCACCCGCAACAAACCAAAUGGGCAAUGAAUUCGAGCAUCACUACCUCCAGACAGCGGAUGACGGAGGCAUAGACUUUGCCGCCGCGUUCGGGCAGAGCAACGAUAAUACAGACGGGCAGACGUCCGACCAGUUACACACGCAAGGCGGCGACGACUCGAAUGAGAAUGAUACUGCCGCAGCUGCCAUUGCAUUCCACCAGAUGACUGUGCCGCAAGCUACGGAGGAGGCCUUUGCGAAUCUCCCGACGGACUACGAUGUGGUCAAGGCCGGCUCCGCCAACCAGGACAGUGCCGCUGCGGCCCAAGACACCUCGACCUUGACCGAGAACAUUCAGUCGUCGCCAGACAAGGAAGACUCGAAGCAGAAUGGCCCAGCCGUCGGAUCGGACGAAUGGCACAAGAGGCGGAAGGAUAAUCACAAAGAAGUCGAACGCCGCCGCCGCGAAACAAUCAACGAAGGCAUCUCCGAGCUCUCCGCCAUCGUGCCCGGGUGCGAGAAGAACAAAGGCAGCGUGCUCGCGCGCGCCGUGCAAUUCAUCAAGCAGCUCAAGGAGAACGAAACGCAGAAUAUCGAAAAGUGGACGCUGGAGAAGCUGUUGACGGAACAGGCGAUUGCCGAGCUCAGCGGCAGCUGCGACAAGCUCAAGACCGAGUGCCAGCGCGCGUGGAAGGAGUGCGAGCAGUGGAAGCAGGCGGCGCAGAAGGCGGGUGUCUCUAUCCCUAAUGCCGAUGGGGGCGAGGGUGGUGAUGAGGCGGAGUGA